This is a messenger RNA of Tetranychus urticae (two-spotted spider mite), 4374 nucleotides long. RefSeq lists its product as uncharacterized. The record is from RefSeq and is a predicted model, not a curated record. Gene Ontology annotation, cellular component: nucleus. Gene Ontology annotation, biological process: regulation of transcription by RNA polymerase II. Lineage: Eukaryota; Metazoa; Arthropoda; Arachnida; Trombidiformes; Tetranychidae.
UCCAUCUUAUUUGUGAGAAAUACUGUGUUAGGAACAAAAAACUGAGGCUUCGGAAAAUUAUAUUAUUAUUAUUUGUUUAAUAUUAAAUUGUUUUUUAUUAUUACUCUUGAUACUUUAUUUUGUUAAUUUUAUCUUUAAAGGUGGUAAUUAGUACAAUCAUCUGUUCUUUUUCAUCAUUGCCAUGUCAUUGCCAUGACAUCAGGAUCAAUUCAGAGCACAUCCUCAAGCGUAUCAGCUUCACCACCAGCAAGGACAACGACUCCACCAGCCUCAAAAUCUGUGUUACCAACUGCCUCCACAGCACCUUCAAGUGUUGCUACCAAUUUUGAUGAUGAUUACAAUGAAUGGGAAUUGGGUAUUGGUGAUUUAAUAAUUGACUUGGAUGCAGACAUUGAAAAAAAUAAUAGCCAGCCAAACGGUUCUGCAUCUUCUUCGCCUUUAACAGAAAUAUCAAGGGUAAAGUACCAAGGAGAAGAAAAUCCAAUGGAAGCACAAACGCCGAGUCAACCUGAGAUGAGGCAUAUGUCUACUUGCACAAGUGUAGGUACCGUAACUGAACCAGAUUGCUUAGGGCCAUGUGAACCAGGUACAAGUGUUACCUUGGAAGGUAUUGUUUGGCAAGAAACCGAAGGAGGUGUCUUAGUUGUAAAUGUCACCUGGAGAGGUAAAACUUAUGUUGGUACUUUAUUGGACUGCACUAAGCAUGAUUGGGCCCCACCUCGUUUCUGUGAAUCCCCGACUAGUGAUAUUGAAGCUAAAGCUAACAAAAGUAGUAGAGCUAAGCGAGGUAGAACUUCAGUUGAUUUGCGGAGUGUUCAAAGUAAAUUACGCAAUGGAAAAGGACGUAGAACUGCUAAUUCAAGUUUUACUGUACCCGCAAGUCCAGUGAAAUGUGAAGCGCCUGCCAGUGUCAAUGGCAAGCGUAAAUCUCGUCCUGAUCUGGAACUAAGUCCAGUUCCAGAAUCAGCUAAAAAUGGUAAACGUAACCGUUCACAAUCUCGGAAUACUCCAACACCCAAUGUGUACUCAAGUGAACCAACAACUCCAACAAUGCAUGCACCACCCUCGCUGGCUCUAAUUGAGUGUCCGGAGCCUAAUUGUAGUAAAAAGUAUAAGCAUAUCAAUGGAUUAAAAUAUCAUCAAACCCGUGCCCAUAGUGGUUUAAGUGAGCCAACAAGUAAAACUGAAACUGAUUCGACCGAUUUGGAACCAAAUAAAGAUUCUGUUUUGCCUUCGGAUAGUGAGGAAGCUACCACUGAAGCUUCAAGUGUACCACCUAGUCCAUCUUCAAAAAAUACACCCAAAAGUGGAACUAAUAGUGAGAGUGCCAGUGACCCUAGCGAAGCAAAUCGGAAUAAUAAUUCAGAUAGUGUUAACCAAGAGUCAUCGGUUACUUUUCAGCCUAUCUGUGAUCCUAAAACUGCCAAUUCUUCAGCUGGAUCACCUAUGAGUGACGAUUUAAAUGAUACUCCAAUGGAUUCUAGAUAUUCACCCACUUCUCCUUUCCAUGGAUCCACUGCGGUGACAACAAGCAACAGUAUUUCAUCUGGACUUGCAACUUCUACAUCGUCUCAUAAUACUAGUAGUACUCCUAGUGCCACAUUCCUAGUCCCAUCUUCGGGUUCGCAAGGUAAUUUAUCAAGUUCUGGUCCGUUGAAGCCUUUGCCAAGUAAACCAAUUUCAGUGGACUUUGCAAAUUCUCAAUCUGAUAAUGCUAAAAGAAAAAAAUCAAAGCAUAAAAAGAAGAAAAAGGAUAAAGAUCGGGAGCGGGACAGGGAUAAGGAUAAAAAAUCCAAGCAUCCAGAAGGCUCUUCUGAAGGAGUGCCUGGGAUCAAAUUAAAGGUAGUUGGUUAUCCCAUGGAUACAUCAACCAGCUCUGAUUGCACUGGUCAAACACCUAGUGAUCAAGUACCUAUGGAUACUUCGCCAUCAGGAAAUUCUUGUGGAUCACCUGUAGAUAAUGCAAAUUCUGACGCGUGUAAUAUUGAAAAUGUUCAAAGCCCAGCCUAUUCAGAUAUUUCUGAUGCCAAUGAUACCGAAACUGAACUCAAACCCAGUGGAAAAUCUGAAGAACCUGUAGUUCCAGCUACCUCAACCAGUUCUGAUGCUUCUUCUAAAUCAGCUUCUAAUAAUUUUGGCAUCUACCCUUUUUUCAACCAAACACCUUACAUUCUUCCAGUUGGAGCAACCUCUGGGGAUAAAACUGCCAGCCCUCAGCCAUACUCAGACAAACAAAAUCAAGAUCCGUCACCCCAAUCACAAUCUUCAUCAAAUCAACCAUCGACAGUGUCGUCAUCCAAAUCAUCUCUGUCUUCAUCAUCGUCACAAUCAUCUUCUGCAUCGUUAUCUUCUCAACCAUCUUCAUCAUUGUUACCUUCUCAGUCCUCUGUUCAACAGCAAUCUUCUCAACAAUCGACUCGUAACUCAUCUCCUCCAAGCAUUGUAAAUCAGCAGCAAACAUCACAGCACCAAUCACAACAGCAACCCCAAUCGCAAUCACAUCAACCUCAGCCUCAAUUACCGCAACCGUCAUCGCGGACGCAACCACAACCACAACCUCAACCCCAGCUACAAACACAGCCACAACCACAACAUCAACAUCAGCACCAACAACAACAGCAACAGCAUCAGCAUCACCAGCAGCAACAGCAGCAACAACAACAUCACCAGCCACAUCAGCAACAUCAGCAUCAACAAAAGCAACAAUCGACAUCGAGCUCGUCAACAUCAACUCAGCAAAAUCAAAGUGUCAACUCAUCUGAUAGCAAGAAAAAUGAAUCUUCACGAUCAUCUGGUCCUACAGAUCCUCGUAGACCUAGAGAAAUUAUCGAUUCAAAUGAUAAAAAGAGAGAUGAUAAAUGUUCCUCCCGUAAUCAAACUUCAUCUUCAACCCCACCCAAUAAUCAUGGACCAUCUUCAACCCUUUCUAACACUAAUCCUCCCACUGGUCCGGAAUAUGGUUCACCAUUGCAAGGAUCUCUUCCCUAUCCUUAUGGAUUUAUGCCAGGAUAUCCAGGAUAUUCACUUGAUCCAGCUUACCAAAUGCAUUUACUUGCCAAUGAUCCUCAUUAUAAACACCAGUAUGAAAGGGUUUCAGCUGAACAUGAGCGAAUGUAUAAGGAGCAACAUUUAAAAAUGUCUGAUAAGGGUGAUCUGAAGGAGCAAUCACAGUUAGCUUCUAAUGACAAAAGACAGUCUCCUGCAUGUAUGGGCCUUGAUUUAGCAACUAAAUCAUCAAGUCUUGCACCUCAAGGCGAUCUCAGGAUAACUCCAACAUCAAAAGUGGAUGCCAUGUUAAUAACCAAUAUCCCAUCGAAAGAUAAAAUGGACUUAGAUAAUCGAGGAAUCUUGAAAGAUAAUCAUGAUAUAACAGUCGAACCUCAACUAAUUAAAAAUAAAGGUGGACCUUUAGCUGGACCUUCAAUGAUGGUUUCCCCAGCUAAUUAUCCCAACUCACUUUAUGAUUCAAUUUAUGAUAAAUCAAAAGACGACAUGAAAAGAUUUUAUGUGGUCGACCAUUCUAAAAAUGAAGACUCUUCACCUAGAGUUCCGUCUCUUUCAAUACCUCAUCCAAGUGGACCUCCACCAUUAAAACGGGAUGAUUCUCAUUUGCAUCGUGAUAAUAAAAUGGAUUCAAUGAAAUCCUCUUCCUCUUCCUCAUCCUCCAUUUUGAAUAUACCGCAAGGCAGUAAAAUUCCAAUGUCUGUCGCCAGUAAUUCUGUGAUGUCUUCUAUUUCAAACGCAAGUUCUUCAUCAAUAUCUAGUCCCAAAAAUGCAGCCCAUCAUCAUUCAUCAAAUUCAUCUUUUAGUUCCUCAUCUUCCUCAUCUUCCAAAAAAGAUAAGUCAAACAAUGAUGAUAAAGAUAAAAAUAAACAUAGUAAAAAUGAAGGUGUUAAACCCACCAUGGAAACAACUGGGCCUCCUCCACCUCCAACAAGUAGUUAUUAUCUUUCAUCUGCAUACCUUCAACAUCCUUCAGCACAUGCCUCAUUUGCUACUCACAUGCCCUUUGACCCAAACCAUCCCAUCUUCCGGCCAGGAGCCAUGAACCCAGCAGUUAUGGGACAUCCGUAUGGUGCACCUCCAUAUCUGCACCCUCAAAUGAGAUAUCAUCAUGGUCCACCAGGCUCCUCACCUGGUCUGGAUAUUAGCCACUUUCAUCUUAAUUAAUUUAACCUAAUUUAAAGUGAUUGUAAUCUUACCAAUCUUUACGGACAACACAUUUAAAGAGUAAAAAAACAAAAAUCUCUUUUCUUUUUUUCUCACAAAAUUAAAACAUAAAAAAAUGCUAAAAAAACAAUUGGUGCCUCUUGCAUAAAUGUAAACUAUAUCAACUUAAUUAAAAGUGAUUCUCAUCAUUUUUCAAAGAAAAAA